UUGUUGAACAAAUAUUGAGUUAUCUUGUCUCGUUGAUUGAUAUUUAUGCUUGUGAUUGGAUGCAGGAUCAUGCUAUUCAGUGAGCUUGCGCGAUAAUCACUGUGUGUAAGAAUUCAAUGCGACAUCACUGUCCAAUAUGCUAUGAGUAUCUUUUCGAUUCAUUAAAAGACACGACUGUGAUGAGAUGUGGGCAUACUAUGCAUUGUGAAUGUUAUGAUGAGAUGAUCAAACACGAGAAGUACUGCUGUCCCAUAUGCUCCAAAUCUGUUAUCGACAUGUCCAGAGCCUGGAAGAAAAUAGAUGAAGAGAUUGAGGCAACUGUCAUGCCUGAAGACUAUCGGAAUAAAAAGGUUUGGAUAUUAUGUAACGAUUGUAAACGAUACAACCGAAGCCUUGUUCCAUAUAUCGGGCAGAACAUGUGGGCAUUGUAAAUCUUACAACACGAGGACAACGGGAGCUCCUUCUCCGAUUCUUCCUUAGUGAUGAAUUAUUGGAUUUCUUGAUUUAUCAACGUGAUGCAAAAUGCGUCGGAAUUGGUUCAAAGAUUAAUUUUCACAAAACAUUCUUUUGGGCAUUGUUGUUGUUGUGAAUUGAUAUUAUGGAAUUGUUGUUGUUAAUGGACAAUCAAAUCAUACAUAGGUAAAAUACACUUGUUGCAAUGUAAUCAAAAGUUGUUGAUCUUUCUAUUUUGAACUAAUCUCUUUUUUGUUU
Molecule: messenger RNA, 711 nt
Organism: Impatiens glandulifera
Lineage: Eukaryota; Viridiplantae; Streptophyta; Magnoliopsida; Ericales; Balsaminaceae
Product: E3 ubiquitin-protein ligase MIEL1-like
Exons: 5
Coding region: 117-431 (104 amino acids)
Biological process (GO): ubiquitin-dependent protein catabolic process; protein ubiquitination
Cellular component (GO): nucleus
Molecular function (GO): ubiquitin protein ligase activity
Source: RefSeq, a predicted model, not a curated record